UUAACGAAAUAUAAAGUAAUAUUUAAUAAUCACUAAACAGUUUUACAUGUCUAGCAGGUACGUAGGAACGUUUUGUUAAGCACACACUGUCUGUAUCAGCUGAAAGAGGCGGCUAUGUCACGCCAAAAACUACUGAGAACAGAGCUGUCGAUUCUGGAGAAGUGUUUCCCUAAAAACUGUGACGGAUGCUUUCAGAUAGUAGUAUCUUCUGUAGAGGAACUUGUCUGUCGAUUCACUAACUCAAAAAAUGGCACCUCUACUAUCUACGAUUUAACAUGUAACAUAUCGCCUAGUUACCCGGUUGUCAUGCCGAUAUGGAUAUCGGACAGCGAAGAUAAGUAUAUAGCAGACUUGGUUGGUGAGCUCAACAUGUCCGAGGCUGCUGGGUCCAGUCACCCGCUUCUGUCAAAAGUUCGAUACUUUAUCUCACAAAUGUGUGAGCAUAUGAUUGUAUCCCUCCCUCCACAAGUAGAGCAGCUAUUCAGUAUGGCAGCUCAGCAGGGCCAAGAUUCUGACUCUGACAACAUGGAAGAGGAUAUAGGAUCUGAUGAGACUCUGUCGGAUGGUGACGAUGUUGCCGACGGCACCGAUGAUGAUGGAGAUAUAGGAGAGGACAUGUUCGCUGAUGAGGACCUUGACCUCCAGGCAGAUGACCAGCCGGACAUUGGAGGGGAUAUCGGGAUAGCAGAGGAGAACAAGGCCAUUCUAGAGAGGGUACGAAUGAAUACUCGACAAGAGUACCUGGGUGGAGCUACCUCCGGGUCCAUUGCUGCCACUGAUCGACUCAUGAGAGAGCUCAAGGAUAUCUACCGAUCUCAAAACCUCAAAGACAAUAUCUUCUCUGUUGAAUUGAUCGAUGACUGCCUCUAUAAUUGGAACAUGAAACUCUACAAAGUGGACCCGGACAGUCCCCUCUUUGAGGACAUGAAGAAGCUGCGAUCUGCCGAGGGAAAGGACCACCUCCUCUUCCACAUUGUGUUUGAUGACAAGUUCCCCUACAGCCCUCCGUUUGUGAGACUAGUCAAACCGGUUGUGACUGGUGGCUAUGUCCUGGCGGGGGGUGCCAUCUGUAUGGAGCUCCUCACUCCACAGGGCUGGAGCAGUGCUUACACUGUGGAGGCUGUCAUCAUGCAGAUCCAGGCCACUCUGGUCAAGGGCAAGGCUCGCAUUGUCUUCAAUCAAGCAAGAGGUGAGGCUUACACACUGUCCAAGGCGCAGCAUGCCUACAAGUCACUAGUCAAGAUACAUGAGAAGAGUGGGUGGUUCACGCCCCCCAAAGACGAGGGUUGACAUCGUCUCCCAACUUUGUUGCCUCCUCUUUGAUUGUUUGUGUUAUCUCUUAUCAUUUAAAUCAUGAACUGCUUGCAUAGCUGUGAGCAGAUCGCCUUCAAAUUCUCAUCUUAUAUAUAUGUGUGUGUGUUUUAAUUAAUUGUUGUAUUACCAA
This is a messenger RNA of Halichondria panicea, 1444 nucleotides long. RefSeq names its product ubiquitin-conjugating enzyme E2 Q2-like. The coding region runs from base 115 to 1290 and encodes 391 amino acids. The transcript has 10 exons. Lineage: Eukaryota; Metazoa; Porifera; Demospongiae; Suberitida; Halichondriidae. The record is from RefSeq and is a predicted model, not a curated record.